This is a messenger RNA of Orycteropus afer afer, 1580 nucleotides long. It is a transcript of the gene BMP10, whose product is annotated as bone morphogenetic protein 10. The record is from RefSeq and is a predicted model, not a curated record. Lineage: Eukaryota; Metazoa; Chordata; Mammalia; Tubulidentata; Orycteropodidae. Gene Ontology annotation, molecular function: cytokine activity; growth factor activity. Gene Ontology annotation, biological process: SMAD protein signal transduction; BMP signaling pathway. Gene Ontology annotation, cellular component: extracellular region.
GGGGAGAGGAAGAGUGGUAGGGGGAGGGAGAGAGAGAGAAAGAGUUUCCAAACUUGUCAACCCUGAUGACAUGAGACAUUUACGCUCCACAAGAUAAAACUGACAGUUAGAGCCCAGGAGAGCUAAACCCUCCUGGUUGGGCUGGGGGCUCAAGCAGAGUCAUGGGUUCUCCGGCCCUGUGGCUGUGUGCUCUCUUCUGCCUGGUGGCUCACUGGGCUUCUGGCAGCCCCAUCAUGAGCCUUGAGCAAUCGCCUCUGGAAGAAGACAUGCCCCUCUUCGAUGAUGUCUUCUCAGAGCAAGAUGGUGUCGACUUUAACACGUUGCUGCAGAGCAUGAAGAAUGAGUUUCUCAAGACAUUGAAUCUGUCUGACAUCCCAACACAUGAUUCCACCAAGGUUGACCCACCAGAGUACAUGUUGGAACUCUACAACAAAUUUGCAACAGAUCGGACCUCCAUGCCAUCUGCCAACAUCAUUAGGAGUUUUACAAAUGAAGAUCUGUUUUCCCAACCAGCCAGUUUUAAUGGGCUCUGGAAAUAUCCUCUCCUCUUCAAUGUGUCAAUACCUCACCAUGAAGAGGUCAUCAUGGCUGAACUCAGAUUGUACACCCUGGUGCAAAGAGACCGCAUGAUAUAUGAAGGAGUGGAUAGGAAAAUCACCAUUUUUGAAAUACUAGAGAACAAACAGGACAGAGGAGCUGAAAGAAGCAUGCUAGUUUUGGUGUCUGGGGAGAUCUAUGGAACCAACAGUGAGUGGGAGACAUUUGAUGUCACAGAUGCCAUCAGACGUUGGCAAAAAUCAGGCUCAUCCAUUCACCAGCUGGAAGUCCACAUUGAAAGCAGACAUGAAGAACUUGAGGACUCUGGCAGGGGACAAUUGGAAAUAGACACCAGUGCCCAGAAUAAGCAUGUACCUUUACUCAUUGUGUUUUCUGAUGACCAAAGCAGUGACAAGGAGCAGAAGGAGGAACUGAAUGAAAUGAUUGCUCAUGAACAACUUCUGGAGCUUGACAACCUGGGCCUGGAUGGUUUUUCCAGUGGCCCUGGGGAAGAGGCUUUGCUGCAGAUGAGGUCGAACAUCAUCUAUGACUCCACUGCCCGAAUCAGAAGGAAUGCCAAGGGAAACUACUGCAAAAGGACCCCACUCUACAUUGACUUCAAGGAGAUUGGGUGGGACUCCUGGAUCAUUGCUCCACCUGGAUAUGAAGCCUAUGAAUGCCGUGGUGUUUGUAACUACCCCCUGGCAGAGCAUCUCACACCCACAAAGCAUGCAAUUAUCCAGGCUUUGGUCCACCUCAAGAAUUCCCAGAAGGCUUCCAAAGCAUGCUGUGUGCCCACAAAGCUAGAUCCCAUUUCCAUCCUUUAUUUAGACAAAGGCGUUGUCACCUACAAGUUUAAAUAUGAAGGCAUGACAGUCUCUGAAUGUGGCUGUAGAUAAGAGUCCUAUGGCUUAUUUAACAACUGUAAAUGUGUAUAUUGUGUUCCUAUUUAAUGAGAUUAUUUAAUGAGGGUGUACAGAUAAUAUAGGCUUACUGCCUUAGGGGAAUGAACAGGCCGGUUUGCUGUAGGAAAUGCAUAUUUU